Messenger RNA from Alnus glutinosa, 976 nucleotides. RefSeq names its product pentatricopeptide repeat-containing protein At5g62370-like. Bases 465 to 872 code for a protein of 135 amino acids. The transcript is spliced from 2 exons. The record is from RefSeq and is a predicted model, not a curated record. Lineage: Eukaryota; Viridiplantae; Streptophyta; Magnoliopsida; Fagales; Betulaceae.
UAAAACCACAAAGGGGAAGGGUUUAAGGAACAGUCCACUACCGCCUCGUUCAAUACCUCAAAGAGUCGCAAAACUCCCAUAUUCACUGCUUCCUCUUCAUCUUCGUCUCAUGCCACACUGCGAGCUCUGCUUCAUUCUUGCCAUCUAGUUCGGUGCAUAUGUUCAAUUUCUCACAUGGGUUGUUCUCAAUUCUGCUUUGCUUCUCCGUCUAUAACUUCUCUUUUAAUUGUCUUUUCCACGAUUUUUGGUCUUUCUCUCUUCAGGGUCAAUGAAAAUUCCCAAAUUUGGCACUUGGGUAAGUCUUAUUUGUGCUUUUCUUCACCACCUAUACCUUUUCUUCUCUAAGACUCAUGCUAUUUCUCGGUUCUGGGUGUCUGAAAACUCCCAAUUUUGGGAUUCUCAAAAUGCUAAUUUUUGUCUUGAGAACACUUCGUUCCCUUGUACUCACAUAGCAGAAAUCGCAAAUGAUUAAGAGAAGGCCUAGUGCUUAUUAUUAUUACUGUUUCUUCAGAAAUAGAAGAGAAAUUACAACCUGUUCUUUACCACUAGACCCACCAAAUGCUUCGAUCUCAUCUCUUACCAAUGACCACAAAUCUCUCUGCCUCUCCUUAGCGGAGCAACUCAUUCAACGCGGCUUGUUAUCCUCGGCACAGCAAGUGGUUCAGCGAAUUAUCUCACAUUCUUCCUCAGCUUCCGAUGCUAUUUCCAUAGUUCAUUUCGCUGAGGUACGGGGCUUGGACAUUGAUUUGGGUAGCUAUGGAGCAGUCAUUAGGAAGCUGAUGAGUUUGGGUCAGCUCCAGUUGGCUGAGGUGCUUUUCCUUGAUAGAAUUGUUGGCAGAGGUUUUGUUGAGAAUGCUGAAGACAGGUUGUGAGCCCGAUAAUUACACAUGUAAUACAUUGAUUCAUGGUUUUGUGAAAUUAGGUUUGUUUGAUAAGGGGUGGGUGGUUUACAACCAGAUGGCGGAGUGGGGAAUGC